Messenger RNA from Dictyostelium discoideum AX4, 729 nucleotides. RefSeq lists its product as hypothetical. NCBI's taxonomy places the organism in Eukaryota, Evosea, Eumycetozoa, Dictyosteliales, Dictyosteliaceae. The coding region runs from base 1 to 729 and encodes 242 amino acids. The record is from RefSeq and is a predicted model, not a curated record. The transcript has a single exon.
AUGGAUUUACACAACAAAUCUAAUGAAUAUUCAAACUGCAAAGCAAUGGAAAAUGGCAAAAAUAGAUCUUUAAUAAAUAAAACCGAAUUAUUUAAGAUCAUAGCAAAACAAUGUCCAUUAUUCUUGAAAUAUAAUUUUAAUGAAAAAAUGGUAAUAGAGCUCCCUCCACCACUACCACCGGCACCACCACCACCGCCACCACCACCACCACCACCACCACCACCACCACCACCACCACCACCACCACCACCACCACCACCACCACCACCACCACCACCACCACCACCACCACCACCACCACCACUACCACCGCCACCUCCACCAUCUCAAGAAAAUCUACAUUUAGAAUUAAUUCUUGGAGGUCUAGUCAAUGAACCACAAAUUGACCCAGUAAUCGAAGAACACGAGUGCAAUAUCAUACGUUUAUCGGGAACUCUUAGAGAAGCUACUAAGGGUAUUGGAAAAUUACCAGAAACACUAAAUCAACCAAAUCUCUUUCUAGAACCAUUCCCCAAAAUAAAAUUUGGACCACCAAAAUCAUGUGUAAUCUUAAACUCUCUUGACCCUUGUUUUAAGUAUGUCGUUGAUUAUUUAGAUUUUCUUGAAACGGGUCCCUUUGGCCAAAUUAUUGUCAAUUCUGCCAUUCCUCAGCUAAUUCAAAUUUUUAUGGAAUUUUUAGCUUUAGAUUUUUAUAUCCACGCUAGGGUUGGUCAUGCUCGACCUCUUUAA